UUCUUGGUCAAAAGACAAAGCUGGUUAUCAGGCUCUUAUUUACUUUAGCCACCUGUGUUUGUGUCUCAGCAGGAUAGUGCCACCAUUUGCAGGAGAAGACGCAGCAUGGGAAGGGCUCUUCAGACUUGUGCUUUGAUUUGUGCAUUACAAAUUGGGCUUAUUUAUGGAGCGGUGGACAGAUAUGGAGUUUUUAGCAUGAGAUUCCGCGAAUGGCCCAGAGGUCGCACGAGGGGAUUUGGACAUGAGAUAACAAUUCUGACGGAGAACGGAAAAGAAUGCAAAUUUCCUUUCCGUUUUGGUGGGCAGCUGCAUUUCUCAUGUACAUCCAUAGGUCCCGUCUUAAGGAAAUGGUGCGCCACUACACAUAACUAUGAUCGAGACAAGGAAUGGGGAUAUUGUGUAUCUGUCAUAGUUACAGAUGUUCAGGAUCACUGUAUAUGGAACCCGUGUCUAAACGGAGGAACGUGUAAUAAUGCUCUAGACAGGAGCACGUAUUACUGUGUGUGCCCAGACGACUACACGGGAGAGAAGUGUGAAAAAAGAAGGUGUUUUGAUGAAGCUCACUAUGAGUUUUAUGACAGCGGAGAGAGCUGGGCCAGAAUACACCGAGGCAGAGUGGAGCAGUGCACCUGUGACCACGGAGUCAUAGACUGUCACAGAGGAGAGAGAUUCACAGUCUGCACAGAGAAUCCCUGCCUUAACGGAGGUGCCUGUCGACUAAUGAUUUCAACUGGGCAAGCCGUAUGUGCGUGCAGAGGGAAAUACGUAGGAAAAUAUUGCAAUAUAGAUGUCAGCCAUCAGUGUUAUGACCAUGAUAAUGCAACAGAAUACCGAGGUAUAGUUAAAAAGACGCAGUCUGAGCACUACUGCCUUCCAUGGGACUCGGACUUGUUCCACCAAGAAAUCCACACUGGAACCGUAGUGAAUUUUGCGAGUAGAGGACUCGGAUCCCAUGCCUAUUGCAGAAGUCCAGAUAAGGAUGCAAAUCCCUGGUGUUAUAUAAUGAAAGAUAACCACAUAUCCUGGGAAUAUUGCCCUGUACCCUCAUGUCAUGACAAGUCGAGGAGAGUAGUAAUGCAUAAUGAUGAUGAAGUUCUGGCCUCAAAGCCGAAAUGUGGGAAAAAACACGAAAAGAGAGUUGUUGCACGUGGUCGAAUCCUCAGUGGGACAUCGGCAUUACCGGCAUCUCACCCCUGGCUGGCAGCCAUAUACAUUGGGAAUUCUUUUUGCUCUGGAAGCCUGAUUCAGUCCUGUUGGGUGGUCUCGGCUGCUCACUGCUUUGCACACAGCCCCUCAAAGUCUUCGAUCAAGGUAGUCCUUGGCCAGCAUUUCUACAAUCAGACAACAGAUGUGACGCAGACAUUUGAAAUUGAAAGAUAUAUUUUUCAUAGCAAGUAUUCUGUGUUCCAGCCCACCGAGCAUGAUAUUGUGUUAAUAAGACUUAAGAGAGUCAACAAUGUCUGUGCAAAGAGAACUCAGUUUGUUCAACCAAUCUGCCUUCCGGAUGAAGGAGUCACUUUUGAAGAUGGCCAUUACUGUGCAAUAGCUGGAUGGGGCCGCAUGAAAGAAGAUGCAACGGACUACGCUUACGUCCUGCAAGAAGCAGUUGUACCGCUGGUCCCUUAUAGCAAGUGCAGCAGCCCAGAAGUGCAUGGUUUCGAUAUCAGUGAAAACAUGGUGUGUGCUGGAUAUUUUGACUGCAACAUAGAUGCCUGUCAGGGUGACUCCGGGGGAGCUUUGGCUUGUGAAAAGGACAAAAUAUCCUAUCUGUACGGAAUAAUCAGCUGGGGAGAUGGUUGUGGUAGAGUCAACAAGCCAGGAGUUUACACCAGAGUAUCUAACUAUGUAGAAUGGAUCAGGGGCAAAAUCAUGCCAAAAAGAACUGAAGCAGCUACAAAUUAAUGCUUUCAGUGCCAGACCUCGCCAUCGGCCAAACUGAAAGCUGGCGCUGAAAGCUAUAACACAGUAGAAUUUCGAUGUGUUGUAUUUUAAAGGUGCUGUCUAGUGUUCCAUACAGCCCCACCGAUGAAGAAUGCAUAUUAAAUACUUUUGUAAGUAUUUUAAUAUAUAGUCUUUAGUCACUCACUUACCUUGAAGAGAUGCUGCGGCAAACCAGCCCUUCCGUGGUCCAGUCCUUAAAUAUGGAGCAAGAACAUGGCGGUAUCUCCUGCAAGCCUAGAAGCUGGCGAGGCUCCAUGCCACAAUAAAACAUGUGUUAAGAUUCCACAACUUAAUCCUGUCGAUACCACCGUUUGAUUAAAUAAUGUAUUUUCCAGUAAAAGAAAUAGUAUUUUUAGCAAGAAUAACAUUCUAUCCUA
Molecule: messenger RNA, 2318 nt
Organism: Spea bombifrons (plains spadefoot toad)
Lineage: Eukaryota; Metazoa; Chordata; Amphibia; Anura; Pelobatidae
Gene: HGFAC
Product: HGF activator
Exons: 14
Coding region: 106-1902 (598 amino acids)
Biological process (GO): blood coagulation; zymogen activation
Cellular component (GO): extracellular region; rough endoplasmic reticulum
Molecular function (GO): calcium ion binding; serine-type endopeptidase activity
Source: RefSeq, a predicted model, not a curated record